UCAGGUAUGUAUACAGGAUAAGGAUAUCGUGAAUACAUUACACUUUAAAAAAAUAAGAUCAAAACUUCUAUAUUGAUUUUAACUUGUUGUUAUCACCUUGAAAAAUUGUCAUUGUAACUUUGAAAUAUGGAACUUUUAAGUAAAUUCGCGUUAUUUACUUCACAUAAUUUAUAUACUAACGUUCUUUUUUAAUUCUAACAAAUAGUAUAAUACAUGAGUACAAUAGUAUAAUACAUGAAUUAUUCAGAAACUGACCAAAUAUAUUGGAUGAUGCAAUUUAAGCGAAUGAUCUAUAAAUAAACUGAUCUCUGCAACGCAUAUAAUAUAAUGACUUUACAUACCUUGUCUAUGCAUUUUAAUCUUAUUGUUAGUUUAAUUCGUCAAUAUUUCUGGAAAAUUGCCUCAAAUGUAUUGCCGGUGACGCUAAUUUAUCAGCGAUUUUGUAAUUGUGUAGUCGUAACUGUUAGCAGUGGAGUGUCAUUUGUAUUAUCUUCGAUAUUGACAGUACUAUUGUUUUCUGGAAUGCAAAUGUACAAAGUUUGGCUUGGUUCAUCACAGUUGGGAACUGUAUUAGGAGGAUGGGUCGGAUCAUUAUUGUUCAUGUGUACAUUAACUGCUGUUGGAAAUCUUGAAAGCACUUUAUUUGGAAAGUCCUUUCAACAGAAAUUACUUCCAGAAGUGGUUUUCUCACUGACUUUAAGUCUGAUUGCUUCUGCUCUGAUUCAUCGUGUAUCUACUACAACAUGUUUAAUAUUUUCUAUGAUUGCACUCUAUUACAUGAAUCGUAUUUCUCAAGAAACAUAUGGUGUAUCUAUACAAAAUCCAGUAGUACAUUCUAAGAAACGCAAAUGAAUAUAUUUGUGUAUAUAUACUCUUUUUUUUUUAUAUAUUAUAUAAUGCAUCUCACAUAAAA
This is a messenger RNA of Camponotus floridanus (Florida carpenter ant), 913 nucleotides long. Its product is annotated as protein KRTCAP2 homolog. The record is from RefSeq and is a predicted model, not a curated record. The transcript is spliced from 3 exons. Lineage: Eukaryota; Metazoa; Arthropoda; Insecta; Hymenoptera; Formicidae. The coding region runs from base 328 to 852 and encodes 174 amino acids.